UCUCUCCUUUCAUUUCCCUCUUUUUAAUUUGACAUCCUUGGUCCUCCUGCAUGGUGUGUGGAUCAGCCUUCCUGGCUAAUGCAAUUACAAGCCAGCUGUCUCAUCCAAAGAAAAGCAUCAUGGGUCACUUUGUCUGGCAGUGUAUGGAAGUGAACAACACAUUCCUGAUGAAGAAUGCUGUAAAACUUUGUCAAAUACAACCUGACCACAAUAUCCUGGAGGUAGGGUUCGGGGCUGGAAUUGGAUUGCAUGAAGCCACAAAGUUCAUGACGGGCCCGGAGGGCAAGCUGUUUGGUCUGGACCCUUCUGAGUACAUGCACAAAGUGGCACAGGAGCGGCUGGCUUCUCACCUGGGUGCAGGUAAAGUGCACCUUCUGCGGGGGCAGGUGGAGAGCAUUCCCCUACCUGAUAAAUGCAUCCAUGGAGUCUACCACUCCAACUGCCACAUGUACUGGCCCGACAAGACUGCUGCUGCCACCGAGCUACUCAGGGUCAUGAAGCCAGGUGCAAGGAUGGUAGCCACAGUGGACAUGGCGGUCCUCAGGGGUGGGGUCAGGCAGGGCUUCUUCCAGGGCAUGUCUAUAGAAGCAGAGCCUUACAUGGAAGCCCUGAAUGCCGUGGGCUUUGUGGAUGUGCACAAGGUAGAUAAGCAAGAUGGGAGCCGAAACUUCCUGGCCAUCUUUGCUACGGCUCCCCCCACCUCAGAAUGUUCCGGAGCACUGCGAAGCUACGCUGCAUUGAAUUGAAUUAGUCAUUUAGCAGACACUCUUA
Messenger RNA from Anguilla anguilla (European eel), 771 nucleotides. RefSeq lists its product as uncharacterized. Lineage: Eukaryota; Metazoa; Chordata; Actinopteri; Anguilliformes; Anguillidae. Gene Ontology annotation, biological process: sterol biosynthetic process. Gene Ontology annotation, molecular function: sterol 24-C-methyltransferase activity. The transcript has 3 exons. The record is from RefSeq and is a predicted model, not a curated record. Gene Ontology annotation, cellular component: endoplasmic reticulum. Bases 51 to 746 code for a protein of 231 amino acids.